GCGACUUUGCACAGCGGCGACCGGCGACAUGAAGCUCAAGCGCGCAAAGGCCUACAAGAAGCUGCUCCACCAGUACGAGCUCAACUUUGGGUUCCGCGAGCCGUACCAGGUCCUGCUCGACUCGGCGAUCCUGCAAGAUGCGUACAAGUUCAAGAUCGAUGUCGUCGGGCGCCUCGAAAAGGUGCUCGGCGCCAAGGUCAAGCCCAUGAUCACCCAGUGCGACAUGCGCCACCUCUACGAGGCGACGCCCAAGAACGAGACGCUCAUCCUGCAGGCCAAGACGUACGAGCGCCGGCGCUGCGGACACCACGAGCUGGACGAGCCGCUGACCACGCUGGAGUGUCUGAGCAGCGUCGUCGACCCCAAGGGCAGUGGGACCAACAGGCAUCGCUACGUGGUCGCGAGCAACGACAAGGAAGUGCGCGUGAAGAUGCGCCGCAUCCCGGGCGUGCCGCUGAUCUACAUCAGCAAGAGCGUCGUGCUGAUGGAGCCCAUGACGAGCGCGACCGAGCAGUUCAGGGAGCGGGAGGAGAAGAGCAAGUUCAAGCAGGGCCUGAAGGGCGCGAGGAACCCGGAUGCGGGCGAGAAGCGGAAGAGGGAGGACGAACGUGAUGGGAAUAACGAGUCUGUUGCUACCGACGCGCAGGCCCCGAAGAAGAGGAGGCAAAAGGGCCCGAAGCAGCCCAACCCGCUCAGCAUGAAGAAGAAGAAGACCGACACGCCGAAGAAGACCGACACACUGAAGAAGGAGACCGACACACCGAAGAAGGAGACCGACACACCGAAGAAGAAGACCGACCCGCUGAAGAAGGAGACCGACCCGCUGAAGAAGGCUGUCGAGCUGAACGAGUCACAGUCACAGUCACAGGCAGCUGCCGCUGAUGCUGGAGACGGCGACGCUACCGCGUCCAAGAAGCGCAGACGGAAGCACAAGUCGAAGGCGGAGGGCGGGGCUGAGGGUGGGGCUGAGGGCGAGGCUGAGGGUGGGGCUGGGGGAGGGGCUGAGGGAGGGGCUGCUGAGGGCGGUGGCGUCUCUCUAGACACAGGUCGUGCUUCGUCGUGAGACGGACAGCAAUGAUACCCAAGAUCCAUCCGUCAGCACAGCAAGAGGGGGCGUGCAGACUGCAUGUGAGGAGGUAUGAUGCAAUGCCUGGCAGCUAUGGACAGCUCUACACCUCAGACCUUGUUGCCCUGCGCGAGGAGAUCUGCCACCUUUGGAGGAAGCACCAGUGCGCUGCGGUCGUUGCGUUUGACGAACUCGACAAUGACCUCGGCCGUCUUCUCAGGCUGGUCUUCUUGGAGGAAGUGGCCAGCGGCAGGGAAGACGGAGAGUUGAAACUUGCCUGCGCGGGAUUAGAGAAAGCACAGAUAACACCCUCGAUCAAUCGAUCAAUCAAUCAAUCAGUCGAUCAAUCAAUCA
Messenger RNA from Didymella exigua CBS 183.55, 1420 nucleotides. RefSeq lists its product as uncharacterized. The record is from RefSeq and is a predicted model, not a curated record. Gene Ontology annotation, cellular component: nucleolus; small-subunit processome. Bases 29 to 1063 code for a protein of 344 amino acids. The transcript is spliced from 2 exons. Gene Ontology annotation, molecular function: small ribosomal subunit rRNA binding. NCBI's taxonomy places the organism in Eukaryota, Fungi, Ascomycota, Dothideomycetes, Pleosporales, Didymellaceae.